Neoarius graeffei (lesser salmon catfish) is the source of this 2561-nucleotide messenger RNA. It is a transcript of the gene smad3a, whose product is annotated as SMAD family member 3a. Gene Ontology annotation, molecular function: RNA polymerase II cis-regulatory region sequence-specific DNA binding; I-SMAD binding; DNA-binding transcription factor activity, RNA polymerase II-specific. Lineage: Eukaryota; Metazoa; Chordata; Actinopteri; Siluriformes; Ariidae. Bases 158 to 1435 code for a protein of 425 amino acids. The transcript is spliced from 9 exons. The record is from RefSeq and is a predicted model, not a curated record. Gene Ontology annotation, biological process: regulation of transcription by RNA polymerase II; anatomical structure morphogenesis; SMAD protein signal transduction. Gene Ontology annotation, cellular component: heteromeric SMAD protein complex.
UGAAGCCCGGAGCCGGAGCGCUCAGCCCGCCGCUGCUCUCCUGCCGCGCUGAUCGCUUAUCCAGUCACUUCAAGUCAGCUUUUAAAUCCUCCGUGUAAAAGUGCGCGUAGAGAGAAAGAAAAAGACAGACAGACAGGGCGAAGUUUGAAGUUUGAGAAUGUCUAUUUUACCCUUCACUCCCCCCAUCGUGAAGAGGCUGCUGGGCUGGAAGAAGGGAGAGCAGAACAGCCAGGAGGAGAAAUGGUGCGAGAAGGCGGUGAAGAGUCUGGUGAAGAAGCUGAAGAAGACGGGACAGCUGGACGAGCUGGAGAAAGCCAUCACCACGCAGAACGCCAACACCAAGUGCAUCACCAUCCCGAGGUCUCUGGAUGGGAGGUUACAGGUGUCUCAUAGGAAGGGUCUCCCUCAUGUGAUCUACUGCCGGCUGUGGCGCUGGCCAGACCUUCAGUCUCACCACGAGCUGAGAGCCAUGGAGCUGUGUGAGUUUGCUUUCCACAUGAAGAAAGACGAGGUGUGUGUGAACCCCUACCACUAUCAGCGUGUAGAGACGCCAGUCCUGCCACCAGUUCUGGUGCCUCGGCACACUGAGAUUCCCAGCGAGUUUCCUCCUCUGGAUGACUACAGUCACUCCAUCCCUGAAAACACCAACUUCCCUGCUGGCAUCGAGCCACCGAGCAACUACAUUGCAGAAACACCUCCUCCAGGCUACCUCAGUGAGGAUGGGGAGACCAGCGACUAUUCCUUGAACCCUAACAUGGACACAGGAUCUCCAAGCCUUUCACCAAAUUCUUUAUCUCCACCACCGAGCAACUUAGACCUGCAGCCUGUGACCUACUGUGAGCCAGCGUUCUGGUGCUCCAUAUCCUACUAUGAGCUGAACCAGCGGGUGGGGGAAAUCUUCCAUGCAUCCCAGCCCUCUCUCACAGUAGACGGGUUUACCGAUCCAUCCAACUCUGAGCGUUUCUGCCUGGGUCUGCUGUCCAAUAUUAAUCGCAACGCUGCCGUGGAGCUCACACGCAGACACAUUGGCCGAGGGGUGCGUUUAUACUACAUCGGAGGUGAGGUGUUUGCUGAGUGUCUCAGUGACAGCGCUAUCUUUGUUCAGAGUCCCAACUGCAACCAGCGAUACGGCUGGCACCCCGCCACCGUCUGCAAGAUUCCACCAGGCUGUAAUCUGAAGAUCUUCAAUAAUCAAGAGUUCGCUGCUCUUUUGGCUCAGUCGGUGAAUCAAGGAUUCGAGGCUGUGUAUCAGCUGACCCGUAUGUGCACCAUCCGCAUGAGCUUUGUCAAGGGCUGGGGAGCUGAGUACAGGCGGCAGACGGUCACGAGCACCCCCUGCUGGAUAGAGCUCCACCUCAACGGACCCCUGCAGUGGCUGGACAAGGUCCUUACCCAGAUGGGCUCUCCCUCCAUCCGCUGCUCCAGCGAGUCCUAGGAAAAAUCCUCUUAUUAACACCACAGGAAGUAGCCAAUCCAAAACCACACAAACAGAUAUGUAUUUCUCCAGGAACUGAGAUUUUAAAAGCCAUGAGUCAGUAGGAAACUAGAGCCUUACAAAACCCACCCCAUUUCAGUAGCACUUUCAUACACACACACACACACACACAUUCAUCUCGAAGAGGAAGUGUGUAUUCAGCAUACAAUUUUUGUUUCUCCUUUGUCCGUAUUGUUGAUCACCGGCAUCCUGUUUAGCUUCUUGUAUUUUGGUGAAUUGAAUCAAUUUGGUUGAUCAUGUGUACUGUAGAUUUCCCUUUGUUGUCUUUCUGUGUACAGUGAAAUAUUAAUGGAGUUUUAUAUAUUUUAGUUAAACCUGUAGUUUUGGUUAAUUAUCUCUGAACAAAAUAACAGAAGAAAGCUCACGGUGUAGUAUAUUCUAAAUGUUAAUGUGAGAUUGGAGAUUGUGAGCAAAACUCGUCAUGUGCAUGCUUACCUUUUGAUUUAAUCCUGACUGAUUUUUUUUUUUUUUUUUUUGAGUCUCAUGCCAGGAAAAUUUUUCUGGGAGGUAGAACUGAGCACAUUCACUGAAGAAGCACCCUCCCCAUGCAUAGCCAUAAUUCCUCAGUGCCUUGAGAUGGAAGAGUGAAAUUAUUAACAUUAAUCGCUAAAGGAAUGCACUAGCAUUUUUCAACCUAAUGUCUCUUCACCACAUCUGAAGUGUAGGUGUGGUUCCUACAGACAAGAAUUUCAACACGUCUGCUUGUAGUGAGAAAAUAACAGAAACCCUGUUUACUCAAAACUAAGCUUUGAUGCAAGUCUAACAGCAGCUGUUGUGGUGUCAGUAAACGGUUAUGCGUUGAAGAACAGUUUCAUAAAUUCUUCACUUAAAGGCAUUUUACGGUUAUGUUAUAAGGCUCCAAACUUUUUAAGAGGGACGAUCGGAUUGUUUCUGAUCCCAAGAUCUAUAUUCUUAGAGUGUGACAAGUUUUUAUACUGUACGAUUGUUUUGCAUUGUAAAGUCUCAUCUCAUCUCAUUAUCUCUAGCCGCUUUAUCCUGUUCUACAGGGUCGCAGGCGAGCUGGAGCCUAUCCCAGCUGACUACGGGCGAAAGGCGGGGUACACCC